This is a messenger RNA of Helobdella robusta, 9693 nucleotides long. RefSeq lists its product as hypothetical. The transcript has 3 exons. Bases 1 to 9693 code for a protein of 3230 amino acids. NCBI's taxonomy places the organism in Eukaryota, Metazoa, Annelida, Clitellata, Rhynchobdellida, Glossiphoniidae. The record is from RefSeq and is a predicted model, not a curated record.
AUGAAUGAAAAAAAAGUGCAUAGGCUGAAAAAUAACAACUCAGAGAUACGGACCAACAUACGAGUGGUGCAGUCGAGCUGUAACGUUACAAUUGUCUCCAACAAUAAACAAGAUUGUGCUGAAUUUUUUCAAGAAUUUGAGAAAAAUUAUCACGAUAAUGAAUUAUUUCACUUAUUUCUGGAAGUGGGGAGUAAUUUUUUUGAUGAAGAUUUCAGUAAAACAUAUAGAAAGGACGACACUAUUGUAGUAGGUAGAAUCGAUGCUCACAGCAACAGCGAAAUUGAAGCAUUGUCAGAAUUUAACCCGUCUAGAGGCAUUAACAAGUGCCAUCUGAACUUCGGGAACGAUGACGAUGAUGACCAACCAGAAACUGACCACAAUAGCGAUGACGUAGAUGAUGACGUCAUCAUCGAACACCUACAGCAUCAUGAUAACUGGCUAACAAGGAUAUUAUCGACGACUCGAGUUUAUUCGCAGAUUCAACUUCAUCCAGACUUCAUAACUGAAGAAUAUCAAAAAUUAUUUCAAUCGGAUAAAAAUUUAUACAACAAUGUUUUUGAGAAAGGUCUAGUUAAAAGAGCUAGUAAAAUUUCCAUGGCUGCAAAGAAUAAGUCGUCACAUAGCCUCAAUGAUAUCGUUUCGUUUCCGAAAAUGGAUGAAAAAAUGUCUGAUGCUCUAGGUACAGAAGAAACUGAAAAAUUUAUAACAACAUCAUCAAAAGAUGUUGGUAGUUUUAACGAAGAACUAACCUAUACAGUAAGAAGCGAUCCGGUAAGAAGCGAUCCGGUAAGAACCGAUCCGGUUAGAACCGACCCAGUAAGAACCGACCCAGUAAGAACCGAUUCAGUAAGUAAUCGUCCCAAUUGUAAGUUAACAUCCAAAACCAAUCAAAAUUUGACAGAAAAAGUGAAUAUAAAAAAAUCUACAAAUAAAAAACCACCUCCAGCAAAAAUCUCAAAGAAACAACAAAAAACAAAAAAUCCAACAUUACCUACAAAGGCAAUAACGAAUAGAGGAUGUAAAAAUAAUUUGCAAAAAGUUCGACCAAAUUUUAAGCGGAAAUCUGGCAACGCGAACCGAUCAAACCCAUCUUUCGCGACAAAAUCAUCAUCAGCCAAUCAGACAUCCACCAAACACGACGACGGCGAGACAGGCACUAAAACUAAAACACCAGCAACGACAAAUUCAUCCAGCAAAACGGAUAAUUCCAAAAAAUACCAGCCAACAUCCUCUUCCUCUUCAAGUGAUUCUUCAAUAACGAUUGAAACCAGUGCAAGCGGGAUAACAUCCUGCAAAGCCGUAACCAACCAACCGGCCUCUGAAGCGACGAUGACGACAGAUGAUCUAACGCACGAUUCGAAAGAAACAACACCCCCAUCGUCUAACACAAAUUUCUGCUUAUCUAACGACUUGCCAUCAGAAUCAUCGGGCAAUUUGAAAGAGUCGGAGACAACUAUGAUCCCCUCAAAAAAGUCAUUACCAAAGGAUAGCAUAUCAGCGUUGACAUCCGAGGCAGACCAGUUCAUAGCAUCGAGCCUCUACGGAACAAUUGCAACGUCCAUUUCACUAACGUCCCAAGGCGUUGAUGAAAAAUUCGCAAUUAAAGAAAAUACAUUUGGCAAUAAUUUAAAUUUUGAGCAGAAUUUAAAAAAUGAUUUUCAGCAAAACAAAUCAGAUUAUGAUCACCAUCAGCUUUAUCUACACCAGAAACAGCAAAUUGCGAAUGGGAAUUUUGAGCAGCCGUUUAAAAAUGAUGCAAGUAUGCAUAAGUCGCUAGAACAACAACCACAAGUUAACUACAAAAAUGUUAACUCAGAAAAAAAUAAUCAAUAUUUAGAAAAUAUUUUCAAUCAGUUGAUAGGAUCCGAACUUGAAUGGAAGCAUAAUGACGACCGGCCACACAUCAGACAUCUACAAAAUCUAGAAAUUUCUCCACCGCCAUUGAUGGUCAGCAGCAGCAGCAGGAAUUUUAUCGAUAACAAAUCACCAACACCUUCACACCCUCACUUUCCUACCUCCUUCUCCGUGUCCCCAGAUCCAGCUGACAAAGUUCAAGAGCCAUCUAUAGAAUUGAUAAAAAAACAAUUUCAAACAAUGACGUCAUAUAGAAAUCAGCCAAUCGAACGAGAUCAGAGUUUAAAGAUCGUACGUAGCAAUCUAUCUCAACAGGAUCCAAUUAAAAAGUUGAACGUAUUCGAGGGAAAAGGAUUGGAUAUAUGCGAAGCUGUUACCUCCGGUCGGAAACUUACCAAAUCGGAUGGAGAUCCAGAAAACAGUGAUGGCAAGAAAUUAAACAGCAGCAUCUACGGGUUGAAUACGGAUUUUUAUUUUGACGAUGGGAGUAAAUUUUCUCCUGAUAUCAUCCAACUUCAUAAAAAUAACGAGUUUAAUGAAAAGAUUAUACCUGCUAGCAUCGGCAUAGUGAAGAAUGAUUGGGACGGCAAUGCCGACAACGAUGAUUUUAUCGAGCGUUUCUCAAAAAUUCACAGCAACUCAAUCAAUGAAGAUAAUUUUUUCAAUAAAAAGAAUUCACAAAUAACGCCAAUCCGAGACAUAACCGAUUGCAAUCCAAGAAAACAUUCCAACACCUCAGUUAACAGCUUACUAGCAGCUCAAAAAUCUUGCUCAACUUCUACCAAUUCCAAAUUUAAUGACUUCGACGACAUAUUCUCAAAACUUAAACAUAAAAAUAACUCUAUAAACGAUAAUAACGUCGACAAUGCUGAUGACUUUUUCGUCAACUACUUUGGUAAAAAUCAAGCGGUUAAAAUUGAAAAUGAUAUGGACAACCAACAAUUUUGUGAAAAUAAAGUUUACGGAUAUACGAUUGAUAAAAUUGAAAAACAAAUUUCAACCAGCAAUGACCAAAAAAUUGACCUGCUGAACGGCGCUGCAUUAAAAAAAUUAAAAAGCGCAUAUUCUAAAGCUCUAAAUCCAUCGCCGUCUUCAAAGACUCGUGCAAAAUCACUGAUUCCAUCUCUCAUACACGUACUCCCAACUUGUGGCGUAUCAUACCCUGACAACGACGUGGUAGCAAAAACAGCCACAGUUGAGACAUUGGAAGAUGGGAGAGCCCCAAAGAAUUCGAUAGAAAAAGAGACUUCAUCAUCGCAAAUAGUUCUAGUAAGAAGAAGUCCGGAUGCUAAACUGAACGAAAUUUCAAAAAAACCACCAUUGCCGCUGUCACCAAAUAGUUUGGCAUCACCGCCUAAAACAUUUUCAUUCUCGUCUCCUAUUGAAAAAGCCACGCAAAUGAAGAAACUCAAGCUAACUCUGGCAGAAGACAAAACAAUUUCUGAGACGAAAAUUUUUACAGAAUCAGUUGCAGCCGUCCAAACUAAUAAAACAUCAGUGUCGUCUUUGGAAACAACGUUGCUAUCUUCGGGCGAAAAAAAACCAACUACCUCUCUAAAAGCUGUAGAUUUGGAUUCCACAACGCUGACAAGUGAAACUAUAGAGGUGACUAAGGAUGCAAAAAUGAUUCAACAGAAUUAUUUAGAUGUACCGAACGAACGAAAGCACAAUCUUUCAAUUCAAAAUCAUCACCAAAUUUCAUCGACGAAAGUUUCAAAAAGUAAAGAAAAUAAUUUUAAACAACAAAAUUUUCACCUCCCUAAGCAAGCAAAAAAACAAAACUCGAUCGAAAAAAUAUUGCUCGCAAAGCUGCUAGAUCUAGUAAAAUCUAUGAGUAAGAAAUCAAUGAAACAGAAAGCCAUUCAGAAUCAAAAUUUAAAACACACCAAAUCCAGCCAAUCAAAUUCAAUUUCUAAAAGUCCUUCAACAAUAAACGAUGUCAAGGAUUCAACCUAUUCGAUAGAAACUAAAAUUCCAACUAAAGAACUCGACUCAAAAGUUUCAUCAUUUUACAAAAAUUUUUCACCAAGUAAAUCACCAUUAAUCUCAGACGUCAAUACGCCAUUAUGUGACGUCUCAGAAUCGUGCCUAAAGCCAUUAACAAUAGAUUUGACAACUACGAAAAUGUCUCAGACAGAUGUCUCAGCAGUUACUAAAAUGUCGCAACUUUUGUCAAUAAAUUCUGGACAGUCAUCAAUAGAAAAUUUAUCAAUAAAGUCUUCCGUACCAUCUGUAUCUACAUCGAGUUCUGUUACUACAAUCAAGAGGCCAAUAAGAAAAUCCACUAAUGAGGAACGCUUUGAUGAAAAUUUUUCAACGACGAACGUUAAAAAUGCAGAUGCUAUUAGCCUGCAAGGAAAGCAAAUUUGUGACGAUGAAGAUGAAAUUGUUGGAAAUGUUUCAGACACACAAACAAAACAACAACGUCAACAAUAUCAACAGCAACAUCAACACUAUCAACAACAACAACAACAUCAAUGCCAUCGUCAACAACAACAACAACGUCAACAACAACAUCAAUGCCAUAGCCAACACAAUCUAGCACAACCAACCAAACAACAUAUACAACAACAUCAGCAGCAAGAAAUACAGCAAGAAGAAAUAAACCAGGAACAAACAAAACAACUCAAUCUAAUAGAGUAUGACAUUAAUAGAGUAAAAAAAUAUUUAAAUAAAUGUCAAGAGUUUCAAGAAAACCAUGUAAUGUUACCUCAAAAUGAAUUGCCAUAUCUACAUUUGAAGCCCGAAAAUUCUCUCUUUCAUUCUCAAACUCUAUCACAAGUGACUACUAACUUACUAAAUGAAGAUUUAGAUGAAAAAACUAGUGAAAAAAUAGCUGAAAAUAGCGUCAAUGUAUCCAAAACGCCAUUAGCCACAAAUUCAGAAUCAAAAUUUGUUACUACAACCUCUGAUCAAUCGAGUCUCUGGGAGGUAAAUGAGGAUUUUGGUGGUACCUGUAAGAUAGAAAUUUCCAAUCUUGCUGGAGAAGAUAGUAGUCUAGAUGUCGCCAAACAGUCUUCGCUGCCAUCUCAAAAAAUUUCAAGGAAAAAAUCAGAAGACAGCAAUGAACGCCUGACUACAUCCUCGUCAUUAGAUAACAUCAAUUCGGACUCAAUAUUCUCCAGACAGACUGACGAAAUAAAGACAGGGGAAACAAUUAAUGCUGUGGAGAUUGAUGAAACUAUAAUACAUCAACAAGAUUUGCAGCAGUUACAGCAGCUGCUGCAUCCAACAAAUGAAGAAGCAAACUUUGAUGAUUUGUUGCAGAUAAAUAAGCAGCUAGAGAUAAACUUUCAACAAUUUCCGCAACAAAAUUAUACCCAUCAACAACAACUACAACAACUACAACUACUACAACAACAACAACUACAGCAACAACAACAACUAUUACAACAACAACAACUAGAACAUCAACAUCUACAACAUCAACAACUACAACAUCAACAACUACAACAUCAACAACUACAACAUCAACAACAGUAUUCACAGCUUUAUAACCAACAACUACAACAGCCCCAACAACAACUACAACAAUUAAUCGAAAUGUUUCAGAAACUUCAAAUUCAACAACAUUCGCAACAAUGUGAGCCAGUCGAAACCGAAAUACGUCAAAAAAUAAUUAAUAGUUGUACGUACAAUGGCAACCGACUAACUACACCACAACCAUCGCUAUUACCACAACAACCACAAGAACUAUCAUUACUACAGCCACAAAAGCAACAAACUACACAACAGCAACAACAAUUCUGCAUACAUCCACAAAUUGUAGAGCAACAAAGCCUACUAAAACCUAACGACCAACAACAACAACAACAAUUUAACACACAACAAAAUGUCCAACGAAACAUUACUGACGCUGAUUUGUCAACCAACUCCCAACAACUUUUACAACAAUCGCUGCUACUACUUCUGCAACAAAAACAAGAAAGACAACUUCCACAACCAGCAACUGACAACAUCCAAAAUAAAUCACUUCAAAGUCACAAACAAGAACAAACAAACAAGCAGCAACAGCAGCAGCAGCAAUCACAACAGCCACACACGCAACUACAAAACGACGAUGAAGCAAGACGGCUGAGUUAUCAUACUCAAGAAGGUCCAACAUCCAAACGGCAAUUUAUACCAGAGCAAAUGGACCAACAAAUUACCAGACAACAACAUUUGGAUCAGCCAAUAAACAGCAACCAACUAAAACAGGAUUCGGAGCAGCUAAAACUGACGCAACAACAACAACAGCAACAACAACUGCAACAACAACAACUGCAACCACAACUGCAACAGCAGCAACAACAACAACAGCAGCAACAACAGCAGCAACAACAGCAGCAACAACAGCAGCAACAACAGCAGCAACAACAACAUGGUCUCCAGCAUGAACAGCAACAACUAAAAAAUGAUAAAUCUUCUGUAGAAAUAAAACAAAUAAAUACCAUUCAUCAACAACAACCAAAUCCGUUAAGGCAGCCUAAUGAUCUAAAAGAUGACACAAAGAAUAUUGAAGUGGGAGCAUUGAGAUAUCAGGACAUAACAGAAAAACUAACACUACCGUCUUUGCAAGAACAACCAUUUCAUCGUGGAAAUUUGCAACAAGAACAUUAUAAUCACAAACCACAACAGCCACAACAGCAGUUACCACAUCCGCUACAAUUACCACAGCAAAAUAAUUUAUCGCCGUCACAAUCAACUCGAAAUAUACUACCACCAUCAUCGCCAACGGAAUCGUCGACCCUUUUAAAAAAACCACCAAGACCAAUUCAACCACCACCGACUCCAUCGUCAAUGAAGCAACGUCAUGAGCCUCAAAACGCACACGUUUCAAAUUUCAUUCUUUCAGAUUUAUUGACAGUAUCUUCAAAAUGUCCCAAAAUUUCAAAUGCUAAUGAACUACUAUUAACUUUGAAUGAUGCUGUUUGGUUUCAGAAUCCGUCAAAUUUUGUCAAAAAAUCUACAGACGUUGGGCAGAAAAAAAAGAAAAAAAAUAAACUCCUGACAAUAUUAAUAAGCAUAUUUAAACGAAAAAGCAAAGCAAAUGAUGGAUUUAAAACAUUGCAAUCACGCGGUGCAAAUUUGGAAUUGAAGAAACUUACAGCCUCCAACUUAGAAAGGGGCGAACAGGCGAACAAAUCAAAAGAAAUUAUACCUGAAAGUUUAGAUGAAGAAAUUAUUGACUGUCACAAAAAGCAGCGGCACAUCUUUCAAGACGAAGAUCCAGAAAGUAUUCCAACUUCAACGAAAAAAAUGAUUUCAAGACACGGGGACUCGAAGCACGCGCGCGGUGAAAAAUCAUUUUUCAAUCGUUUGCGCAAACUUCUCGGGCCCAAUGUACAAACUGAUCGUCGUAAAGAGAAGCAUAGAAAGGCGAAACGAGAACCAAAGCAGAAAAAUUUCAAAACUAUUUCUGAUAAUGUUAAAAAUGAUGUUCCGAACAACCAACUAAAUCGAAAGUAUGAAUUUGUGGAUAUGAAAGAAAGAAAAAAUCGUGAAAAGAGUUUAAAACUAGAGCCAUAUAGACAAAGUUCAAAUCAAAAAUUAAACCGGACACAACAACAUUUAUCUGAUAAAACCUCAAUACUACAACAACAACAACCUCAACAACAACAACAAUUACUACUACCCAUUUCUCACGAGACUACAAAAAUUUCAAGUACAUUUGCCAACAUGACACCAACAACUGCUGCAAACUCGUCAGCAACUUCCAUCGCAACAACGUCGACGUUUGCAACAACGACAGCAGCGACAACAUCCGAACACCGCCAACAACCAGAAACUUUACAAACGCCAUCAAAACAGACUUCGAAAUGCAAAUCAAUCCAAAUGAACACUGUCUCCACACAGACUAUAAACUUUCAAAUCGAGUCAGCAGCAGGUUGCAAUGCUCUUUUAGCCACAAAAUCGUCAACAAAGAUCUCAAAAAAUGCGAAAAAUGCAAAUCCAACUGCCAAAACUGCUACUUGCAAUUCCGACCUAACCCUUCGUCGCUCCAUUCUAAAAGUUGUAAGCCGCGGGAAAAAUGGAAAAACAUCGCCAAAAAAGAUGAUGAAUAAACUCCUCAAAAAAGAAUCAAGUUUGAAUAAGAAAACACUAGCAGAGAGAUUUCUAUCGGAAAUUUUCAAAUGUAGAAAUGAGUGCAAAUCAAAAAAUAUAAAUGAUAUUUACGAUCACGUGAGCAGCGACGUCAAACGCCGUGAGAACGGUAAACUUAUAAAGAAACGCAGACCUAAAAAUAUUGACCACAGGCAUUGCUACUCUGACAAUUUCUCAAAAAAUCUUAAAAAUUCCAGUAAAAACAAACUGAGAAAAUAUACUUCUCUUUCAUCCAUCGUCUUUAAAGUGCUGAUGAAAGAAUUCGAAACUCGUUUGCUCGCAUCCAACAAAGAUAAUGAUGAUGAUGAUGAUGAGAGUGAUGGUGACGACGACGACGACGACGAUGACACUAUCGUCAAUAGUAUAAACUCGAAAGAGAAAUUAGGCUCGGUAGACAAGCGGCAACAUCAGUUUCUAGAUUUUUCCAACGAGCGGCAGUUGCGUAGACUGCAUCAGCAGCAACAACGACAGCAUCAUCAACCACAUGACUGCAACCAAUUAACGUCAUCUCAAAAACAAUUUCAUUGGUGUGGCGGUUUGCAUGACUUGUCAAACAUCACUCCUGUAACUAACAACCAUCUAAACUUCAGACAGAACUUGAUUGAUUUUCAACAACGACACCAACAAGAGUUUCUGCAGCAGCAGCUACUCCAACAGCAGCAGCAGCAACAACAACAACAACACAUGCUUCAACAGCACUCCCAAGAUUUUCAAAAAAAUUGUCCAACUCAAUUUUUUAUUCCACAACAGUCAUUUUUUCCCAGUCAUCUUCCUUUAUACGGAUCGAACGAGUCUCCGUGUAUAACAAAUCAAUUUGAAUUUUUACAACAGCAGCAACCAUUUUUUCCUCAAAAUUUUUACAGCCAGCAACACAUUUUCAGCUGCCAGCAAGAUCACUUCUACCCCGAAACCCUCCAAUCAAACAACAUGAACGCAUCCAUUCCCUGUUCAGACACUCUCGAAAUUUUGUACCAGAGAAAUAAUGAUGAAGACUCGUUUUUGAAAUUUUCUCAAACAGUCGACAAAAUGACACAACGGCCUGCAUCUGUUAUGAAUAGCAACGAACGAUUGAACAACUCAAACCAGGGAUCAACAGGUGAAAAGGUAAAAAUACCCAACUUUGUGUCACUCUCUAACUCGAUUGAUUGUUCACUCCAAAGAAAUCCACCUCAAAGUUUACAAACUUUACCAAACUUUUCUAACAACAAAAUGAAAUCAAAAAACUUACACACCAACAAUCUGACUGCUGAUAACAAGACAAAAAUUUUGACAAAGGCGAGAAAAAACUUCUCACUAAAACUCCUAACCGAUGAAGCACUGGUGAACAAAAUAAACGUUAAAAAAUUAUUCACUAAAAGUUUAUUGGUCGAGCCGAGAGUUAUGAAAUAUUUCAGCAGCAGCAUUCAGAACUACUUGGAACAAAGGCUACAAAGUCGUCUCAGAAAGCAUAAAAAAUACCUUAACCUCUGCAUAAGUUUGCCAUUUCUGGCUAGUCUGAAUUUAGAAAAUGAGAAAAAGUUGCAUCAGCAAGUGGAAGAACGCCAAACAAAUUGCCUCGCCCAACAACUGAAGACCUCAUUGAUGGAAAGUAAUGAAGUUUCUCAGCCGAAUGAUUGUGAGAAUAUUUAUGCAGCAAAUGCAGCUGCUGCAUCCUCUUCACAGCUACAAGAGCAGCUACCACAUUCUUCUUACUACAACGACCAUUACUACAUCUUCUUUACUACAGUCACCACUAAAUUUGUUACCACAGCCUGA